This is a messenger RNA of Phaeoacremonium minimum UCRPA7, 702 nucleotides long. Its product is annotated as putative nadp-dependent leukotriene b4 12-hydroxydehydrogenase protein. The transcript is spliced from 6 exons. The coding region runs from base 1 to 702 and encodes 233 amino acids. The record is from RefSeq and is a predicted model, not a curated record. Gene Ontology annotation, molecular function: oxidoreductase activity, acting on the CH-CH group of donors, NAD or NADP as acceptor. NCBI's taxonomy places the organism in Eukaryota, Fungi, Ascomycota, Sordariomycetes, Togniniales, Togniniaceae.
AUGACGGCCGAGAAGUCGCUAACUAUUGUACUGAACGAGAGACCGACGGGUCGAAUCGUUGCGGGGAAGACAUUCCGAGAAGAGCUUGUCGAUGCGCCCAAAGAAGCAGACCUUAAAGAUGGACAGGUUCUCUUCGAGACCUAUUAUCUCUCAAUGGAUCCGACCAUGCGUGGUUGGCUCAAAGAUGUCCGAUCAUACUUGCCUCCUGUCCAGAUCGGUGAAGUCAUGCGUGGCACAGGAGUAGGACGGAUAGUGGCCUCCAAGAACCCAAUGUUCAAGGCAGGAGAUCUAGCUACGGGUAUAUGUGGGUGGCGAGAACUCACUAUUCUCGGCGAGAAGGAGAUCUGGCCACCGCAACUGGCCCCUGGCCAGCAGUUACUACCUGAACUCAAGGUUCAUGAUCUAGCGGGAGUAUUGAGUAUUAGCCAAUACAACCCGAGUAACGUCGUCGAAUCAUAUCAGAACUUUAGCAAGGUCACGGCGAUGCGGAUCCGAAUGGAGGGAUUCAUUGUGCUAGACUACAUGCGAGAAUGGCCUGCAGCUUCACAACAAUUGGGUAAAUGGAUAUCGGAAGGCAAGAUUAAGCCUAAAACCACCAUUAUCAAGGGAGGCUUAAAGAAGGCUGAAGAAGCACUAAUCGGCCUCUACGAUGGGGUUAAUUAUGGCAAACUCGUCGUUGAAGUCAAGGAGCCGCCCGUAUAA